AUGAGAUCUAUCGCAAUCGGGCUGAGUACUAUAUAUCACAAUAAUAUUGUGUAUACCGACUUGAAGAUAGAGAAUAUCCUUAUUAAAGGGUUUAACAAUAAAUCUCUAGGCUCCGGUAAACUUCUGGUGAUCAAGAUUGCUAAUCUUGGGAUAGUAAAGCUCAUUAAUAAGGAUAUCCCGGAAAAGGAUAUUGAGACGGUCUAUGCUGCUCUUAAUCCGGUUUCAGAGCUACGCCCGAGUGCACUUGAGCUUCUGAAGUAUGGCUAUAUUUAA
This is a messenger RNA of Trichophyton rubrum CBS 118892, 273 nucleotides long. RefSeq lists its product as uncharacterized. The coding region runs from base 1 to 273 and encodes 90 amino acids. Gene Ontology annotation, molecular function: protein kinase activity; ATP binding. NCBI's taxonomy places the organism in Eukaryota, Fungi, Ascomycota, Eurotiomycetes, Onygenales, Arthrodermataceae. The record is from RefSeq and is a predicted model, not a curated record. The transcript has 3 exons. Gene Ontology annotation, biological process: protein phosphorylation.